AUGGAUAUUCAGCUCAAGGCGUCUCAAACUGACGCUACUCAGGAUAACUCCCGCUCCACCGUCCAGUUGGCGGUCGCAAAGGAGAACAACCUCGACGUCGAGCUUGUCGAAACUCGCCCUCCCAAUGUCGACACGGAAUACCUCAAGCUGAAUCCCCUCGGCCGAAUCCCGACCUUCGUGGGCUCCAAUGGCUUCGUCUUGACCGAGUCUAUCGCCAUUGCCAUCUACUUCGCAUCGCAGAACGAGAAGACCACCCUCCUUGGCAAGACCAAGCAAGACUAUGCCUCGAUUGUUCGAUGGAUGUCCUUCUCCAACUCCGAGAUCAUCCCUAACCUCGGUGGCUGGUUCCGCCCUUUGAUUGGCAGGGAUCCAUACAACAAGAAGGCGGUCGAUGACUCAAAGAAGGCAGCCCUUGAGGCCAUCCACGUCCUUGAGCAACAUCUCCUUGUCCACACUUUCCUCGUUGGCGAGCGCAUCACGCUGGCCGAUUUGUACGCCGUCUCUCAGAUCGCCCGCGGCUUCGCUACGGUCCUCGAUAAGGCAUGGCGCUCUGAGAACCCCAACACCACUCGUUGGUUCGAGACCGUCACAGCCCAGCCCAUCUGGAAGGCCAUCAUUGAAGAGCCAGUCAUGAUUGAGGAGGCCAUCAAGUACACUCCUCCCAAGAAGGAGGCCAAGCCUAAGGCAGCCGCUGAGGCCGCACCAAAGGCCGCGAAGAAACCUGCCAAGGAAGAGGAAGAGGAAGAAGAGGCCAAGCCGGAGGUCAAGGCCAAGCACCCUCUUGAGGCUCUGCCGAAGCCCUCCCUGAUCCUUGAUGACUGGAAGCGCAAGUACUCCAACGAGGAGACCCGAGAAGUGGCACUCCCAUGGUUCUGGGAACAAUACAAGCCCGAGGAAUACUCCCUGUGGAAGGUUGACUACAAGUACAACGAUGAGUUGACUCAAGUCUUCAUGUCGUCCAACCUCAUUGGUGGCUUCUUCGCCCGUCUUGAGGCUUCGCGCAAGUAUCUCUUCGGCGCCAUGUCGGUGUACGGUGUCGCCAAUGACUCCGUCAUCCAGGGUGCUUUCCUGGUCCGGGGCCAAGAGGCGCUCCCAGCCUUCGACGUCGCCCCAGACUACGAGAGCUACGAGUUCACCAAGCUCGACCCCAGCAAGCCCGAGGACAGGACUUUCGUCGAGGACCAAUGGUCUUGGGACAAGCCCAUCGAGGUCAACGGCAAGAAGUACGACUGGGCUGACGGCAAGGUCUUCAAAUAG
Messenger RNA from Capronia coronata CBS 617.96, 1257 nucleotides. Its product is annotated as elongation factor 1-gamma. The transcript has 3 exons. Gene Ontology annotation, molecular function: translation elongation factor activity. Gene Ontology annotation, biological process: translational elongation. The record is from RefSeq and is a predicted model, not a curated record. The coding region runs from base 1 to 1257 and encodes 418 amino acids. Lineage: Eukaryota; Fungi; Ascomycota; Eurotiomycetes; Chaetothyriales; Herpotrichiellaceae. Gene Ontology annotation, cellular component: cytoplasm; nucleus.